Messenger RNA from Xyrauchen texanus (razorback sucker), 2047 nucleotides. RefSeq names its product nucleoporin SEH1. NCBI's taxonomy places the organism in Eukaryota, Metazoa, Chordata, Actinopteri, Cypriniformes, Catostomidae. The coding region runs from base 131 to 1225 and encodes 364 amino acids. Gene Ontology annotation, cellular component: nuclear pore outer ring; Seh1-associated complex. The transcript is spliced from 9 exons. The record is from RefSeq and is a predicted model, not a curated record. Gene Ontology annotation, molecular function: structural molecule activity; protein binding. Gene Ontology annotation, biological process: positive regulation of TORC1 signaling; cellular response to amino acid starvation.
GUCAGCAUGGCGCCGUUACAGUUCAACGUAUCAAUAGAAGUUUGACGAAACUCCUCAUAUUAUUCUUCUAUUUCAGUUGACGAAGUAAAUUAUUAUUUAAUAUUCGCCAUCAAGAGGCAGUAACUGAAAAAUGUUCGUGGCGAAGAGUAUCGCAGCGGAUCAUAAAGAUCUCAUUCACGAUGUUUCUUAUGACUUCCAUGGUCGGAGGAUGGCGACCUGCUCCAGUGAUCAGAGUGUCAAGGUCUGGGAUAAAGGUGACAAUGGAGAAUGGCACUGCACUGCCAGCUGGAAGACCCACAGUGGUUCUGUGUGGAGAGUGACAUGGGCACACCCUGAGUUCGGCCAAGUGUUGGCAUCAUGUUCGUUUGAUCGCACUGCAGCUGUAUGGGAGGAGAUAGUUGGCGAUUCCAAUGACAAACAACGCGGUCAAAGUCACUGGAUCAAGAGAACCACACUGGUGGACAGUCGGACUUCAGUAACUGAUGUGAAGUUUGCACCCAAGCACAUGGGUCUGAUGCUGACCACCUGCUCUGCAGAUGGGGUGGUCCGCAUCUACGAGGCCCCUGAUGUGAUGAACCUCAGUCAGUGGUCUCUACAGCAUGAGAUCUCCUGCAAGCUCUCCUGCUCCUGCAUCUCCUGGAACCCGUCCAGUUCCCGAGCUCAUCCUCCAAUGAUAGCUGUGGGCAGUGAUGACAGUAACGUGACAUAUAGUGGCAAAGUACAAAUCUAUGAGUAUAAUGAAAAUACCAGGAAGUAUGCCAAAGCUGAGACACUGAUGACUGUGACGGAUCCAGUGCAUGACAUCGCCUUUGCUCCUAAUCUUGGGAGAUCUUUCCAUGUGUUGGCGAUAGCGACCAAAGACGUCCGCAUUUUCAAGCUAGUACCACUUAGGCGAGAGAGUGCCACCAACUCUGGUCCCACUAAGUUUGAGGUGCAGGUGAUGGCUCAGUUUGACGGUCACAACUCUCAGGUGUGGCGAGUGAGCUGGAACAUCACCAGCACUCUGCUGGCCUCCUCUGGAGAUGAUGGCUGCGUGCGACUCUGGAAAGCUAAUUACAUGGAUAACUGGAAGUGCACAGGGAUCCUAAGAGGAGAUGGGAGUCCAGUGAAUGGAUCUUCAGGACACACUUCUGCUCUGAGCGCUGUGGGCGCCUCUGGAGCGGCUCAGAUGGUUGUUGUGGCGGCUUCUGCUGGAAGAAAAAAAGCUCAGAUGAUGCCAGGCUAAUGGCAUUACGUGCUAAUUGGCUGCUUACUGUUUGCACAGGAUUGGACAGAGAACUCAUUGACCGCCCCUGCACUGUUACACCUGUACACUCUUCCAACUACUAAUCCAAAAGGAGUGUGUGAUGACGCCUGGAUCUGUUGUGUGACUGUUAGAGCAUCUGUGCCUGUUGUGUGUUCUGUUCAGUGGCACUUAAGUAAUGUUUGUGCUUUUUGGACAAAUUACACUACGCAUGAUUCACCUCAAUAUUUGACAUGCUUAUUAAAUUUGUGUUGUGAUAUAAUAUAUAUUUUUUUUUUUACUCAUUUGAACUUUAGGUUGUUGUUCAAAACUGAAAUGAAUCAAGAAAUCACCUCUAACUAAGAGAUGUUAUGAUAGGGCUGUUUUCUAGUGUCUCAUAAGACCAGUUUGUUGGUAGCAGUUUUUUUUUUUUUUUUCCCCGGUCUGCAGUCAGACAAUAUUUGCAAUUUUGUGGGGUGCUUGUGGAACAGCUUAAUGGGAACAAUUGCUCUGUGAACAGUAUAUGGGUUAAUAUCCCAAUUCACCUCCUAUAUUAACAUGCCACAUCUUUUCAGGAUGCUUUUGAGGUGAUCUGAACAUGGCAACACUUUUUUUUUAAUGUAUUUAUAAACAAAGCUUUUUUUUUUAAAGUUCCUACUUUGUACCUCCUGGUCAAUUUGACCCAGUUCUUAUAAAAACUUUAAAAUGAUAGAAAAGUUCAAAUUCCUAUUUAUAAAUAAAAUUCCGUCCAUAAUUGCAAGCAAACACAAAUGAAAACAAAAAGUUUUUAUUAAUAUUAAUUUGUUGUUUUACUGUUAAUUCAGU